Haliotis rubra (blacklip abalone) is the source of this 3260-nucleotide messenger RNA. RefSeq names its product DNA repair and recombination protein RAD54-like. Gene Ontology annotation, cellular component: nucleus. NCBI's taxonomy places the organism in Eukaryota, Metazoa, Mollusca, Gastropoda, Lepetellida, Haliotidae. Gene Ontology annotation, molecular function: DNA translocase activity; ATP-dependent chromatin remodeler activity; ATP binding. Bases 166 to 2400 code for a protein of 744 amino acids. The record is from RefSeq and is a predicted model, not a curated record. Gene Ontology annotation, biological process: reciprocal meiotic recombination; double-strand break repair via synthesis-dependent strand annealing. The transcript has 21 exons.
UGGCGGCCCACUACGAAAGCAGUUGGGGAAACACCCUUACAAAAAAUAGAAUUUUUGAUGAAACUAUCACUGAUGACAAGAAUGGCGAUAUCCCAAGAAAUGUACAGGCUUACGAAGUUUUGAGUAAAUUUGAAACCUGUCAAAUAAGGAUUUAAAUUUGUCAAAAUGCGACGAAGUCAAGCACCAAGCCAAAGGAAUGGAAUUGUACAAAAGCGGCAAAGUGAUGAAUUGGAAUCACCUCGAACAGUCAAGGACAAACGCCACAAGAAGUCGAAUGCUGAGAUCAGCAGUGGAUACCAAUUUCAGUCCCCAUAUCGACAGCCAUUAGCUAAUAUAGCCAACAGCCACUCUUUCCAUGAUGGCUCAUCACAUGAAGCUCUCAUCAAGAAUCUUCUUUCCAAGCCUUUUAAAAUCCCAAUCCCUAAUUAUCAAGGAGCUUCAUCAUUACGAGCCCUUGGUGUACGGAGGCAGGGCACCAGGCAACCCCUGCACGACCCUUAUGAAGAGGGGUCCCUCAUUCUGUACACACCACCAGAGUUGUCUGCCCAUGACCAGCUCAAGGCGGACUUAGAAAAGCAGCCCGUCCAUGUGGUGGUGGACCCUCUCCUGUCCAAGGUGCUGAGACCUCAUCAAAGGGAGGGAGUCAAGUUCAUGUAUGACUGCAUUACAGGCUGUCAGAUAGAAGGGAGUUAUGGCUGCAUCAUGGCCGAUGAAAUGGGCCUGGGGAAGACACUGCAGUGCAUCACACUCAUGUGGACAUCACUGAAGCAAAGCCCAGACUGCUGCCCUUUGAUUGAAAAGGCCAUAGUUGUGUGUCCCAGUAGUUUAGUGAAGAACUGGUACAAUGAAAUCAGCAAGUGGCUGGGAGGGCGUGUGAAAGCUCUCGCUAUCGACAGCGGCACAAAGAGUGAAAUCGAUAAAAACCUGACUCACUUCAUGUCACAGGCAGGACGCAGAGUGAUGUUCCCCAUCCUCAUCAUCUCCUAUGAAACUUUCCGACUCCACGCCUACGUGCUGCACAAAGGAUCAGUGGGGCUGGUCAUAUGUGAUGAGGGUCAUCGACUGAAGAACUCUGAGAACCAGACCUACCAGGCUCUCAGUCAGAUGAACGCCAAGCGACGAGUCCUUCUGUCCGGCACGCCCAUACAGAACGACCUUCUUGAGUACUUCAGUCUCAUCCACUUUGUCAACACUGGCAUUCUAGGCACAGCCUCUGAGUUCAAGCGUCGCUUCGAGAACCCCAUCCUGCGUGGGAGGGAUGCUGAUUCCACAGACGACGAGCACAAGAAGGGGCAGGAGAAGCUGCAGGAGCUUGCUGCUGUGGUGAACAGAUGCAUUAUCAGGAGAACACAAGCUCUUCUCACAAAGUACCUGCCAGUUAAAAUUGAGCUGGUGGUCUGCUGUAAACUCACGCCUCUACAGUCAGCCCUGUACAAACAGUUUGUGUCCUCCAAGUCUUCUGAGUGUGAUCUGACAUCUAACAGUAAAAUGGCCGUCAGCAGCCUCUCGGCCAUCACUCAGCUAAAGAAACUCUGCAAUCACCCCGACUUGGUGUAUGAGAAGUGUGUGCAAGGAGCAGACGGGUUUGAAGGAGGCCUAGACUAUUUCCCUCAAGGUCAUAACCUUAAGAAGAUCAGGCCAGAACUAUCAGGGAAGUUUGUGGUGCUCGACACCCUGCUGGCUGUGGUGAAGUCAACAAGCAACGACAAGGUGGUCCUGGUGUCUAACUACACCCAGACUCUCGACCUGUUCGAGACACUCUGCAGGCAGAGGAACUACCAGCAUGUGAGACUGGAUGGAUCAAUGACUAUCAAGAAGAGAGCCAAAAUAGUAGAAAGAUUCAAUGACCCUACUAGUCCAGAGUUCAUCUUCAUGCUGAGUAGCAAGGCAGGUGGGUGUGGCCUGAACCUGAUAGGAGCCAAUCGACUGGUGAUGUUUGACCCUGACUGGAAUCCAGCCAAUGACGAUCAAGCUAUGGCUAGAUGCUGGCGUGAUGGACAAAAGAAACAGUGUUUUAUAUACAGAUUUAUUGCAACUGGCACGAUUGAGGAGAAGAUCUUCCAGCGCCAGGCUCACAAGAAGGCCCUCAGCAGCUGUGUCGUGGACAACGAGGAGGAUGUGGAGAGACACUUCAGUCUCGAUGAGCUCAAAGAUCUCUUCAAACUCAACGAGACUACCACCAGUGAUACUCAUGACAAGUUCAAGUGUCGUCGGUGUGUAAACAACAUCCAGGUGAAGCCCCCUGCCCCGGACACGGACUGCAACUCGGACUUGUCUCAAUGGAACCACUGUGCUGAUAAGAAGGGCUUGCCAGACAUGGCCCUCAAGGCAGCGUGGAACUCUGCAGUCACCUUCGCCUUCCACCACUACUCCCAUGAAGCUCAGCGCAAGACGGCCUAACGUUCAGCUGUACACAUGCCUGUGUAACACAAAUGUGGGACCUGUUAUUGAGCUGUAUGCUCAGAUGUGUUGUGGAAUGUACUGUACGCUCAGACUGUGUCAUCAAUUGACUCAUUUCAGUACAGUUGGCCCUGUUGUGGAAUGGAAUGUAAGCUUAGAUAAUGUCAUGGAUUGACUGACUUAAAUACAGUGGCACAGGAUAUGUAAUAUACUGCAUGCUCAUAUGCAUACAGAGCAGAGAUGCUUGUGUCAUCGAUUGACUCACUUCAAUUCUGUUGUGCCAGUUGUGAAAUGUACUGUAAGCUCAGAGGGCGUCAUGGAUUGACUGACUUAAAUACAGUGGCACAGGAUAUGUAAUAUACUGUAUGCUCAUAUGCAUACAGAGCAGAGAUGCUUCAUGCCAUCGAUUGACUCACUUCAAUUCUGUUGUGCCAGUUGUGAAAUGUACUGUAAGCUCAGAGGGCAUCAUUGAUUGACUGACUUGAAUGCAGUGGCACAAGAUAUGUAAUAUACUGUAUGCUCAUAUGCAAACAGAGCAGAGAAACUGGUGUCAUUGACUCACUCACUCCAUUACUGUUGGAUCUGUUGUGGAAUGGAAUGCAAGCUAAGAGGACCUGACAGUGCCCUGUUUAUGUAAUAUGCUGUAAAUUACCUGGCUACUUAGUGCUCAACAUGUAUAUAGCUCCACCAUUAGAUACACUUUAAGCUGAUCCUAUUCUGGUGGCAUUUAUAGAGUGGACUGCUAGAUUUGAUGGAGCUAUUCGGAGGAACUUGCUUUAUGAAAUGUCUUUAACAACCAUUCCUACUCCUGCAGAGAUGCAGUGUACAAGGUGAUCAUAAUACACAUAUGUACAAGUCUG